Messenger RNA from Styela clava, 1458 nucleotides. Its product is annotated as isochorismatase domain-containing protein 1-like. NCBI's taxonomy places the organism in Eukaryota, Metazoa, Chordata, Ascidiacea, Stolidobranchia, Styelidae. The record is from RefSeq and is a predicted model, not a curated record.
AUCAGUUUAAAAACAUGAUCUUGUAUAAUAAUAGCAGAGGUAUUAUAUUUUUAAGAUAAGACAAUUAUUAUAGUUGAUAUUGACCAUGAUGGUCUGGUGUCAUGAUUAAAUUGAAUACUGAAUCUUGUUGUUUAUGAAUUACGUAGUUUGUCCUUGUUGACGAGAAACUGAUUCUAUUAUCCCACUUUUAACUUCUAUGGUAAAUUGGACAUUACUUUCGACCAUAUACCAGAUAGAUAGAUUUUAUUUUGAUUCAUUCGCAAAAAAAUAGAAACAGUACACAUGAAAAGAGAAGGUAAGAAUCUGGGAAGUGAAUAAAAUCUAAAAUUAAGUAAAUGACGUGUUAAACGCGUUAACCCAUAGCUCUCCAGAUAGAACACCAUUGCAGCACCUACCCCGCGGUCAACCUACUACCGGGUACUACGUUCAGACGUUAUUUAAGGCCGUGUACUUCAACCUAAAGCUUCGUUAUGGAGGCCUUGCUCGUUUUUGGGAAACAGGCAAAGAUCACAGUCUUGGAAGAAGGCACUUCGUGUGAAGAGUUGAAGAACAAGUUUUACGAAUUAUUUCCUGGUCAAAUAAACAAAUUUUCGCAAUCAAUUUUGCAAAAAUGGGAUAGUCACUGGAAUCAGUGGGUUGACUUGGAAACUUCAACAAUUGACAGCAAUUCUGUUGUUUGCAAAUUUAGAUUAAUUAAUAAAGAAACUAAUAAUCCGUGUCUAGGAAACCUGACACCAGAUUCUUGUGCCUUCCUCUGCUGUGAUAUGCAAGAAAGAUUCAAACCUGCUAUUUUACAUUUUGAUGAAAUAACUGAAGUUUCCAGCAGAUUAUUAAAAGGGGCAUCUUUAUUGGAUAUACCUGUCAUUGUGACAGAACAGUACCCAAAAGGAUUGCUUCACACAGUGAAGGAACUGGAUAUCAGCAAUGCAAAGGCAGUAGUGGAAAAAACAGUAUUUUCAAUGAUGGUUCCAGAAGUUGAAAAAAGUUUAGAAGCAAAUGUGAAGGAUCUAAGAAGUGUUAUUCUUUUUGGUGUUGAGGCACAUGUCUGUAUACAACAAACAGCAUUGGACUUAUUAGCAAGAGGAAUUGAAGUUCAAGUGAUUGCAGAUGCAUGUUCGUCUCGGUCUCAAGUUGACAGAAUAAUGGCCUUUGAUAGAUUACGAAGCCAAGGUGCCAUUAUUACAACAGCAGAAACUGUUCUUCUGCAAUUAGUGAAAGAUAAAAAUCAUCCGAAGUUCAAAGAAAUUCAAGGAAUUAUAAAAUUAACACCAAAACAACCGGGUCUUCUUCUUGGUGUUCAAAGCAGUUUGUAGCAGUCAUAGCAGUGUAUAUCUAAAAAUAGAUAUGACGAUAUGUUAUACUUCUAUUUUUUUAAUGAUUUUUUUUAAUUAUGUUAAUGUCAAUUUUUUCUAUUCAAUUGCAGUGUCAAAUAUACAUGAUCAAACUCGAUAACCGUAA